Molecule: messenger RNA, 3991 nt
Organism: Drosophila novamexicana
Lineage: Eukaryota; Metazoa; Arthropoda; Insecta; Diptera; Drosophilidae
Gene: MsR2
Exons: 5
Biological process (GO): G protein-coupled receptor signaling pathway
Cellular component (GO): membrane
Molecular function (GO): G protein-coupled peptide receptor activity
Source: RefSeq, a predicted model, not a curated record
UCAACGACUUAGUUAAUCAACAUGCAUUUAAAAAAACACAAAAGUGAACACGUGAAACCCGAAACACAACUCAAACAAAAGAAUCUAAAUUGAUAUAUAUACACACACACACACGUACACAUAUAUAUGACAAAUAAUAUAAUCCACUGUAUAAACAUUUAUGCACAUGCCUGUGUGAGCCUGUGUGGCUAAACAUAAAUCUAAAAAUAAAGCGCCUGAAAAAUGUGCAAAAUAGUACAAAAAUAAAAAAAAACACAGAGAGAACAACACGCAGAUAACCAAACGGUUUAUGACCGCUCAAAAAGGGUUUAAACAUAUUUCAACAUGGAAUUUUCAAGUGUAUUAAAACUGUAUGUUUUUUUUUUUGCCGCUUGCUGCUGUUGUUCCUGUUAUGCUGUGUGUAAAAAGUGUGUGCACUAAAUCAUACUAUUUGAUGAUUUAUAACAGAUGGAUAGGACCUGUGGAACUGUGGGUGGCUCCUAUUUGGCUGCGGGCAGAAUUUGACGGCUGCAGGUAUGAAACAUUUGGUGAGCCCAAAGACAAGAGCAAGUGUGGAAUGCAAAGCAAGAACUCAAGUGUGGGGUAUUCAUUCAUAAAAACAAGCGUUACUUGCAGUCCACACAGCAAAGACAGGCAAAAGCAAAAGGGCUGCAAGCUUGAGAGAGUGAAAGAGCGAAAGCUUUGCAGCGCUGCAGAGUCAACAAGUAUUAUGGUGCCAGCUGUUCCAGUGGAUGCCAUGUGGAUGCCAUGUGCAGUACACCAGUUGCGCCUUGUGGAACGCAGGGCUCGUUUACUGCGGGAACAGCUGUUCGGGGUGCUGCUGCCGCUGCUGCCGCUGCCACCGCAUUGGCUACACGUUCGUCAGGCGCGCAGGAAACAGCUCCAUGUUGCUGUCAGCGUAGCCAACAGCUGGUCACAGUUUUCUUCAGCUUUUCAGUUGGCUUUCCAUUGCGGCGCCGCACGCACGUGUCUCGGCAACGCCACGGGUCUGCAUCUGGAUAUCAAGUAGCUGUCUCUGUUUCGGUUCUCGCUUCGCGCUGCGCUGCGUGUUUUGUGUGUGGCCAAAAGUUUUCAAAACAGAAAAUAUACAGCACAAAAAUUGAUUGUAAAAAAAAUAUAAGGCAUAUAAAUUGAAAAAUCUUGGAAUAUUGUUGCGCUCGCCUGCAGCUGACAUAAAAUUGAUGUGAUUUUUGUUGUUCAAACAAAGAUGAUAAAUGCAGCCCGCGUCUUGACUUUAAUUGAAAUCGUGUAAGCGCCGCAGACAGCUGCAACUAAGGCGUGCUUCAGUUUGCGGAUUUUGAUGAGCUACAGCAACUGGACAAAGCGACCAAUUUUAAUAUUGGAAAAUCGAAGAGAGACAAAAAGUAAUAUUAAUGAGGAGGCAGAGUUUGGGUCUGGGCAUGUUGACAGCGCACAGCUGAAGCACAACGAAGCAGUCAGUGCCACAAAACCACGCAGCACAGAGCUUGAGCGCCAGGAGUAGUUGUUACAGGAGCGGAGGCGGCUUUUGGCCAGCCUGAACACGGGCGUAAUCAAGCGAACAGCCACCUGCCGGACGAUCAGCCGACCAAAAUUGACAACAUGGUCACGAACAUGUCGCAGCCGCAUUAUUGCGGCGCCAGCGUCGAUGAUUUUCACACAAACUAUAAAUAUAUUCAUGGCUACUUCUCGCUCAUCGUCUGCAUUUUGGGCACCCUGGCCAACACACUGAAUAUCAUUGUGCUGACCCGUCGGGAGAUGCGUUCACCUACAAAUGCGAUACUCACGGGCCUUGCGGUGGCCGAUCUGGCCGUCAUGUUGGAGUAUAUACCCUAUACGGUGCAUGAUUACAUACUCAGCGCGCGUCUGCCGCGGGAGCAGCAGCUCAGCUACAGCUGGGCCUGCUUUAUCAAGUUUCACUCGAUUUUCGCACAGGUUCUCCACACCAUCUCAAUUUGGCUAACAGUUACGCUGGCCGUCUGGCGCUACAUAGCCGUCAGCUACCCGCAGCGCAAUCGCAUCUGGUGUGGCAUGCGGACCACAACGAUAACCAUUGCCACAGCUUAUGUGGUUUGUGUGCUGGUGGUAUCGCCGUGGCUUUACCUUGUCAGCGCUAUAGCCAAGUUUCUGGAGACUCUCGAUGCCGAUGGCAAGACGAUUAAGUCGGUGCCCUUAAGUCAGUAUAUUUUGGACUACAAUAACGAGGAGCACAUCACGAUGCAGGUGCUGUCCAGCACCACGCCGGACAUGGCCUGGCCACUGGCUCCGGGCAGCAGCAACACCACAGCCGUCAGUUUGAUAAGUCCCUUCACAGAUCUGCCCACAACAACAAUGACAACAACCACAUUGCCAUACGACGCGGGAGAGCGCAAUGUGACGGUUUAUAAAUUAUACCACAGCGAACUGGCGCUUCACGAUCGCCCACUGCGCAAUGCCACAUUUCUCAUCUACAGCGUGCUGAUUAAGCUGAUACCCUGCUUUGCCUUGACAGUGCUCUCGGUGCGGCUGAUUGGCGCCCUGCUGGAGGCGAAAAAGCGACGCAAGAUACUCGCCUGCCAUGCGGCCAAUGAUAUGCAGCCUAUUGUCAAUGGCAAAGUGGUGACACCUAGCCAGCCCAAGAGCUGCAAGCUGCUGGAGAAGGAGAAGCAAACGGAUCGCACCACGCGAAUGCUGCUGGCUGUGCUGCUGCUGUUCCUCAUCACAGAAUUUCCACAGGGUAUUAUGGGUUUGCUGAAUGCGCUGCUCGGCGAUGCAUUUCUCAUGCAGUGCUACCUAAAGCUGAGUGACCUAAUGGACAUCUUGGCACUUAUUAAUUCGAGCAUCAAUUUCAUACUCUACUGCUCGAUGAGUCGACAGUUCCGCAGCACGUUCACGCUGCUUUUCCGACCGCGCUGGCUCGACAAAUGGCUUCCGUUGUCGCAGCAUGAUGGCGAUGCCAGAGAUGGUGCCGGCGGUCGCCUCGAUGGCUAUGGCAGACAGCGUCUGGUGCAUACGGAUGCUGUUAGCAAGAGCAUGGCCAUUGAUCUGGGUCUGACGACGCAAGUGACAAAUGUGUAGCAGGAGUGCAGCAGGGCAGUGUCAACAACAAUAACAACAACAACCACAACGGCGGCAACCGGCGUAGCUGCAGCGGCAAUGACUGAAACAGCGCCUGAUGUUGAUGGAUGCGCCAACAAAAUUGGCGCUACUGAUGACAUCUGCGUGGUUGAAAUGCUGCAGCCAAACGACACUGUCACAAACAAUAAACUACCCAACAGCAGCAGCAGUAGCAGUAGCAGACGGCUAGCAGGGCGGGAACGCACAGCAAGGGAGGGACAUCGUCGACGUUGCAGCGUGGGCGGCAAAUGCAUCUGGCCAGCCAGUGACUGGCUGCGCAAGUUGCGAAACAAGCAGCCGCAGCAAGAGCAGGAGCAGCUGCCGCGGGAGUCACGCAGCAGACGCGGCAGCGUGCUGCUGAUGGUGCUGCUCAGCGGUAACGAGAUGGAGGCAAAGGCGGUGGUUGUCAGCGAACAGCAGGCCGUAAUGAGGAAGUCGCAACCGCAGCGACUAGCUCGCUUGGCAACCGAUGACAUGGACGAAGCCAUCGAUGCGCUGUGGCUGUGAAUAAAGCAACCACAGCCAUGCAACGAAAACAACAACAACAACAACCGCACUCUUUACACGUGUAUUUGAAUAUUAUCUAGCUGGUAAGACCAAUCACAAUUUGUUAAACACCCGUUGCCAAUUUUGGCCAGCGUUGCACGCACGAAUCGAGCCCCUCGCGUGUGCAGCGCUCCGCCAAAUUUCGGCUGUGGGGUCUUUUUAACAGUUUGAUGGUGCAUAAGUUUCUCUAAGUGAUACUUGACAUAGUUUAUUAGUUUCUAAGUGCAAAGCGUAUGUAAUAUAAACAUUUAAUUAUAGUUCAGCUUAUGCUAAGGAUGGGCCAAUCGAAAUGCCUUUGAGUUUUCCUCAAAAUUGGUGAGCCUUGGUUGUCAGUAAGCAUCUUACGCUAAGUAUCUUUAUAUAACAAUGA